Messenger RNA from Prorocentrum cordatum, 601 nucleotides. The record is from the annotation of a GenBank genome assembly. Lineage: Eukaryota; Dinophyceae; Prorocentrales; Prorocentraceae.
CCGAGGGAGACAUCCACGAGCUGCUCCGCGGGCUCUUCGCGGCCCGGCGCGGGAGCGGCGCGGCCGGCAGCGGCGGGCCCGCGGGGGGCGCGCCCGAGGCUUUCGGGCCGAACCCGGACCUCCGGGGACCUGCCCCCCGUGUACGGCGCAGGGCAGGCGCCGUACGAGCCCUUCUCGGGCAGGGGCCAGCGCCUGAGCGAGGAGGACUCGACGGCAGCGGCGCGCCCCCGGCGGGCGGGGCGGCGGCGGCGGCGGGCGCGGCGGCGGGGCGGGACGCGUGGGCGAUCACGUUCGCCACGAACCUGCAGGUCGCGCGCUCCAGCCGCCGCAGGAGCCGCGAGGAGGCCCGGAAGGUCUACCACUGGACCUUCAGCGGCCAGGCCGUGAAGGCCACCCCCACGGGCACGGAGAGCUACUCCAAGGGCCACAGCGCGGGCCAGAAGAGGACAUUCCAAGGGCAAAUCGACGGAGCCGCCGGGAUGGCCAAGGGCAAAGGCGCGUAAGGGGGGCGCGGAUUAGCCUAGGCCAAUAGAUCGCGGCUGCCGGUGAGCGUUCCUCUCGCCGGCCCGCUGCUGCUGUGCAUCCUGCUGCUGUCUGUUGC